CCAGCACUUCUCCCCAACAGAUCAGGUUAACAAGCGAGAAACUUACCGAGUUUCCGAUCGAGAAUCCUUGCAUUAACCCGAAGAAGAUGGCCUCAAAGCACAAGUACCUCUGGGCCAUGGGGCCAAGUCCGGAUGGCGGAGAUUCAGGAUUUGUCAUGAAGUUAGAUGUAACUUCUGGAGAGACCUGGAAAUUCUCUGAGGAGCAUAUAUACUGCGCUGCUCCAGAGUUCAUUAGCAGACCGGAUGCUGUUGAGGAAGAUGACGGAGUAAUUCUACUACAGUGUAUAGAUUCCAUUGAUGAAAAGAAAGCGUACUUGCUGAUUCUCGAUGCAGGGAAUAUGACCGAAUUGUGCAGAGCAACAGUGCAGUCUCGAGCUACAGUGCCUAUGCCACUCCACGGACACUUCGUACCCUCUGCCAAACAGUGAAAUGAUUGAGAGACUAUAAUGAAAGGUGCUAACUCUUGGCCUGCAUAGUUAGAGUAGUUUGUACUUUCUACAGUUUUUUUUUUUUGUGAGCACUGAAUGGUUUUGGAUAAGGUGAAACAGUAUUAUAUGUGUGUUGCAAUGUACCGAAAAAAAUAGUAAAUCCUAUAUUGACCAGGAGAAGUUAAAAGCUGAACAAUGAGAGAUAGUAGACUACAUAAAGGUAAUUUAGUCAUGGAUAUUAGAAUGCAUUAUUACAUUGCAUUGUGAAAGUUUCCAUAAGCGUAACGAAUUGCUCAAAGGGGUCAUAUCUAAGCACAAAGAGAUGGUGUAGGUAAUGCCAAUGUGCAGAAAAUAUUACAAAAUUAUAUUGCUUUGUUUUCUCAGUGCAAACCUUCGUGUAAAUUUCUUCCAGAACAAGCAAAUCAAAAUUAUAUAGCGAAAUAAAUGUUGGUCUUCAUAGUUCAAGGAAUAUCAAGAGUAUAUUUUACACUUCUGCAUUUUUACCCUUUUAAAGAAGCGACAUAUGAAUGAGGAAGAUAGAAGUGAUGCAUUUAAGAUAAGUUUUUUUGUGGACUUAGCAAGAGUACUUUUUGUAUUCAAAUUUGUAUUUUUGUUUGUGAUAAUUUACUAGAUAAUACUGCUUUCAGUGUGAUUUUUUAUAGUACUUAUAUCUUAUUUUUGUGUUCUUGUGACAAAAAAGUAUAAAGUAGAGUUGAAUAUGAUAAUGCUUUUCACAAAUCUCCUGAUGAAUAUUAAGGAGGAAAAAAAAAUCUUACACUCAAAAUGUCUGUAAAUGGAUUGACUAAUGAAAAUCUAUUAAAAAUUACUGCUCUUACAAAAUAACAGUUGUGUUCUACUGGUGAUUCUGGGGUCAGUUUCAGGGAAGAGAAAUCACAUUUUGGUCUUGAUUUUUCUUGUAACUCCUAGACUAAGUAAGAUUUGAAGCUUGUCCCUUGGGAAAGAGUAUUUUUAAUCCAAUUCUCUUGAAGGGCAAAGUAGGUGACUUUAUUUCUUGCCACAGUUACUAUGAAGAUAUAAUGAAAAAGUUAGCAUUUAAAUGAAGCAUUUAUGAUUGAAAGAAGUGUAUGAGAAAUAACAGUUUACAUUCACAAAUUAUUACCUUUGUGUCUUUCAGUAGAAUAAGGUAAGUGAAGAGAAGGAAGUGAGAUAAAGAGAAGAAUAUAUUAUAUAUAUAAUCUGUUUUGUUGCGUAUUUCUGUGUAUCUCUAUUUUGAUAAUAUCAGGAAUAAUGUAUUGCAUUUACUUUUUAAAAUGUUAUUGCUACCUAGUUGUGUGGAUUAUGGUAAUAAAUCUUUAUCAACAAA
Penaeus indicus is the source of this 1752-nucleotide messenger RNA. RefSeq names its product retinoid isomerohydrolase-like. Gene Ontology annotation, molecular function: carotenoid dioxygenase activity. The record is from RefSeq and is a predicted model, not a curated record. Lineage: Eukaryota; Metazoa; Arthropoda; Malacostraca; Decapoda; Penaeidae. Bases 87 to 428 code for a protein of 113 amino acids. Gene Ontology annotation, biological process: carotene catabolic process. The transcript is spliced from 3 exons.